This is a messenger RNA of Gorilla gorilla gorilla (western lowland gorilla), 4618 nucleotides long. RefSeq names its product ubiquitin associated protein 2 (gene UBAP2). Gene Ontology annotation, molecular function: protein binding. The coding region runs from base 314 to 3811 and encodes 1165 amino acids. NCBI's taxonomy places the organism in Eukaryota, Metazoa, Chordata, Mammalia, Primates, Hominidae. Gene Ontology annotation, cellular component: cytoplasm; nucleus. The record is from RefSeq and is a predicted model, not a curated record. The transcript is spliced from 28 exons.
AGUCCUUCAAGCUAGCUUAGUCCGCUUUCCGUCCCGGCCUUUCCUCGGCACUAAGGUCUCUAGGGGGUUCGUCUAGAAGCCCGCUGGAGAAAGGCUGCGGUAGGGGUCGCCUUGGCUGUGCAGCAUGUUGGGAGUCGUGGUCCCCUCGUGCAACAUUUGGGAGGCCAAGCUUGCCCUGAGUGGUUGGACCACAUCACGUGAUGUGCACAGGGCGGCCACAGGGGAGUAACCUGUGGUGCUUUGUGAGGUCAUCACGGCGCGACGACGAGCUGCAGUUGUGGGCACCCUGUAUGCGGUGGCUAAUACUCUCCUGAUGACUCCGAAUUUUCUAUUUUGUACAUACAUUAUUUUGUAUAUACUGUAUAUGAUGACUUCAGUGAGCAGUGACCAUUGUCGAGGUGCUCGGGAAAAACCACAGAUUUCAGCAGCACAAUCAGCGCAACCACAGAAACAAGUGGUACAGGCAACAGCUGAACAGAUGCGUCUCGCUCAAGUGAUCUUUGAUAAGAAUGAUUCAGAUUUUGAAGCUAAAGUUAAGCAGCUUAUGGAAGUGACAGGGAAAAAUCAGGAUGAAUGCAUAGUGGCCCUACAUGAUUGUAAUGGAGAUGUGAACAAAGCUAUCAAUGUAUUGCUGGAAGGGAAUUCAGACACAACUUCAUGGGAGACUGUAGGGGGGAAGAAAAAGAAUUUUGCAAAAGAAAAUUCAGAAAACAAAGAGAAUAGAGAGAAGAAAAGCGAGAAAGAAUCGAGUCGUGGACGUGGAAACAACAACCGGAAAGGAAGAGGCGGCAAUCGUGGCAGAGAAUUUAGAGGUGAAGAAAAUGGAAUUGAUUGCAAUCAAGUGGACAAACCUUCAGAUCGUGGCAAGCGAGCCCGGGGUAGAGGAUUUGGACGUGGCAGAGGGAGAGGGGCAGGAAGGUUCUCAACCCAAGGCAUGGGGACAUUUAAUCCUGCAGACUAUUCAGAUUCUACAUCUACAGAUGUGUGUGGGACAAAGCUAGUAGUUUGGGAAGCUGCUCAGAAUGGUGCAGAUGAGGGAACUGAACUGGCAUCAAAUACUCACAACAUAGCUCAGGAUCUGUCAAACAAAAGUUCUUAUGGACUCAAAGGGGCUUGGAAGAAUUCUGUGGAAGAGUGGACAACAGAAGACUGGACUGAAGAUCUUUCUGAAACAAAGGUCUUCACUGCCUCAUCUGCUCCAGCAGAGAAUCACAUCUUACCUGGGCAAAGCAUUGAUCUGGUAGCCUUGCUCCAGAAGCCUGUUCCUCACAGUGAAGCCUCAGAAGCCAACUCCUUUGAAACUUCCCAACAGCAGGGCUUUGGCCAAGCCCUUGUCUUCACAAAUUCGCAACACAACAAUCAGAUGGCACCAGGGACUGGCAGCUCCACUGCCGUCAACUCCUGUUCUCCUCAGAGCCUGUCAUCCGUCCUUGGCUCAGGAUUUGGAGAGCUUGCACCACCAAAAAUGGCAAACAUCACCAGCUCCCAGAUUUUGGACCAGUUGAAAGCUCCGAGUUUGGGCCAGUUUACCACCACCCCAAGUACACAGCAGAAUAGUACAAGUCACCCUACAACUACUACUUCUUGGGACCUCAAGCCCCCAACAUCCCAGUCCUCAGUCCUCAGUCAUCUUGACUUCAAAUCUCAACCUGAGCCAUCCCCAGUUCUUAGCCAGUUGAGCCAGCGACAACAACACCAGAGCCAGGCAGUCACUGUUCCUCCUCCUGGUUUGGAGUCCUUUCCUUCCCAGGCAAAACUUCGAGAAUCAACACCUGGAGACAGUCCCUCCACUGUGAACAAGCUUUUGCAGCUUCCCAGCAUGACCAUUGAAAAUAUCUCUGUGUCUGUCCACCAGCCACAGCCCAAACACAUCAAACUUGCUAAGCGGCGGAUACCCCCAGCUUCUAAGAUCCCAGCUUCUGCAGUGGAAAUGCCUGGUUCAGCAGAUGUCACAGGAUUAAAUGUGCAGUUUGGGGCUCUGGAAUUUGGGUCAGAACUUUCUCUCUCUGAAUUUGGAUCAGCUCCAAGCAGUGAAAAUAGUAAUCAGAUUCCCAUCAGCUUGUAUUCGAAGUCUUUAAGUGAGCCUUUGAAUACAUCUUUAUCAAUGACCAGUGCAGUACAGAACUCCACAUAUACAACUUCCGUCAUUACCUCCUGCAGUCUGACAAGCUCAUCACUGAGUUCUGCUAGUCCAGUAGCAAUGUCUUCCUCUUAUGACCAGAGUUCUGUGCAUAACAGGAUCCCAUACCAAAGCCCUGUGAGUUCAUCAGAGUCAGCUCCAGGAACCAUCAUGAAUGGACAUGGUGGUGGUCGAAGUCAGCAGACACUAGACACUCCAAAGACAACAGGCCCUCCCUCUGCCCUCCCGUCUAUGAGCUCCCUGCCCAGCACCACCUCCUGCACUGCACUUCUGCCGUCCACAUCCCAGCACACUGGCGACCUGACCAGCAGCCCUCUCUCUCAGCUUAGCAGUUCGCUCUCCAGCCACCAGAGCAGCCUCUCUGCACAUGCAGCCCUCUCCUCGAGCACGUCACACACACAUGCCAGUGUGGAGAGCACCUCUUCCCACCAGUCCUCAGCCACCUUCUCCACGGCAGCGACCUCCGUCUCAAGUUCCGCAUCCUCAGGCGUCAGCCUGUCCGGUAGCAUGAACACCGCGAACAGCCUCUGUCUGGGUGGGACCCCCGCGAGUGCAUCCAGCAGCAGUAGCAGGGCCGCGCCCUUGGUGACCUCAGGCAAAGCACCCCCAAACUUACCUCAGGGGGUGCCUCCCCUGCUGCACAACCAGUACCUCGUAGGUCCCGGAGGACUGCUUCCUGCCUACCCGAUCUAUGGCUAUGACGAGCUCCAGAUGCUGCAGUCACGGCUGCCAGUGGACUACUAUGGAAUUCCCUUUGCUGCACCCACAGCGCUUGCCAGCCGAGAUGGGAGCCUAGCUAAUAAUCCAUAUCCAGGUGAUGUCACAAAGUUUGGCCGUGGGGACUCUGCAUCCCCUGCACCCACUACCACACCAGCUCAGCCACAGCAGAGCCAAUCACAGACCCACCACACAGCCCAGCAGCCCUUCCUGAACCCUGCACUGCCACCUGGCUAUAGCUACACUGGUCUUCCCUACUACACAGGCAUGCCCAGUGCCUUCCAGUAUGGCCCCACCAUGUUUGUCCCUCCAGCCUCAGCCAAGCAACAUGGGGUGAACCUCAGCACUCCCACACCUCCCUUCCAGCAGGCCAGUGGUUAUGGCCAGCACGGCUACAGUACAGGUUAUGACGACCUGACCCAGGGGACAGCAGCAGGAGACUACUCCAAAGGUGGCUAUGCUGGAUCAUCACAGGCACCAAACAAGUCUGCAGGUUCUGGGCCUGGCAAAGGAGUAUCAGUGUCUUCAAGCACCACCGGUCUACCUGAUAUGACUGGUUCUGUCUACAAUAAGACACAGACUUUUGACAAGCAGGGAUUUCAUGCAGGGACACCUCCAUCUUUCAGCCUGCCCUCGGCCUUGGGCUCCACUGGGCCCCUGGCCCCGGGAGCGGCCCCUGGCUAUGCACCCCCACCAUUCCUGCACAUCUUGCCAGCCCACCAGCAGCCCCACUCACAGCUGCUGCACCACCACCUUCCGCAGGAUGCACAGGUGAGUACAGUGAUGGAGGCAGCCACCCUGCUCUGGGCCAGGGGUUCUGCUCCAGCCUUGACAGCCUUCCCUUCUCCUCUUCCUCAGAGUGGCUCGGGUCAGCGCAGCCAGCCCAGCUCCCUGCAGCCCAAGUCUCAAGCCUCCAAACCUGCCUACGGCAACUCUCCAUACUGGACAAACUAAACCCAGAAGAGAGAGGUGGGCUGGGGCAAGGCUUAUCCUGGGCAGGAGAGAACACACGAGCACGUAUUUGAGUGCCCUUUCCUAGAAUUCCCGACAUGUCAGCCAUGCCUCUAUGGGGAGUCUGCCUCCCAGACUGGCUACUGUAUGUAAUGUAUUUAUGUAUGUAUUUGUAAAUGUGAUAGAAGUCUGGGGGGGAGUUGGGGGACGGCGGCAGAUGUUAGCCAGGUCUGCCCUCCCCAUUCAAGCCCCUUCUCCACUGUAGCAAAAUAAGCACCCCCACCCCAUCUGCCUUCAGGCCUUCUUCACAGCCUGCACUGCCCAGUGGGCCACUAGGGGCAGUCUCUGGAAGGGCUGGUUCAAGGCUGUUUGGGUAUAGGGGUCAGGUACCAAUGAAGAAUCACGACUUGUCUCACUCCUUUGGAAAUUGUUUUCUUUCCUGUGUAAUUACUUCAUACCUCUGUUUUUGAGAAACUGUUCCGUUUGUCAUCUGUCAUGGUCUCCUUCCACCAAAUCUUGAUCUGGGAAUAGCAGCGGUAUCCCUCUACCCAACACAAGUAUGGCCACCUGUUUGUCUUCAUAUAGAACAGGGGCUUCUGGUCUGGUCAUGUCCCUAGAGACUUACUAGAGACUGGCUGACCAUGAAAAAAAAAAAAAUAAUCUGAGUUAUUCAGCCAGUCAGCUCCCCUUUGAAAAUCUAAGGUAUCUCCAAGCAACACAUCUCCAUUCUAGUUGUCUUGAACCACGUGGGCAACUGUUUCAGGGGUUUUCUCUUGCCCAAUCCCCACCUAAUAAAGUUCUGAGAGCAUG